CAACAAUACUAAAUUACAGUUCCCUGUAAUACCAUAGUGUAAACAUGACUCCUUAUCAGUUAUCUUUCCGUAAUUAUGUGUAUAUUUACUGAUCAUGAGGCGUAAUAGUGUUAAUUUAAUCGAAGUUAUGUUUGAGUGGCUCAAACCAUCACCUGUUUGGACCGGUGACCACAAAAAUCUCCUCCUUUCGGAAGAAAACAACACAGAAGACAUCCCAAACGUCAGUUUAAGCGAAAUAAUCGAGAAAAGUUCCCAAUUCCCGAUUAAAUUCCCUAUUGAUACAAUUCGUUGUUGCCAACUUAAGAAUCACACAGAGGUAAAAACCCUAGAAAAAAAUAUAAAUUCUGCUUAUCCGGUGAUUCACGAAAAUGCCUUGUAUCUAUGCUCGACGUUUCUGCUACAUCAGGAGAAAUACGGGGAGAAAAAGGAUUUUUAUAAAGGAAUGACCUUGUUGCAAUUUAUUGAUAGGUUGCUGAGUAAGAGGGCCGUGGUUUUUAUGGGGGCUGUCGAUUAUUACGUGUUGUUGGACAACAGAAGUGGCACUGGGAAGUGGGAAACAAUCGGAACAACGAGCGAAUCGCCCCCAUUGGUUUUGGAAAAUUGCCUGAGUUAUGACGAAAUAAAAUUAUCGGCUUUGUUGUCAGUCUCCUCGUUGAGUUACUUUAUCAAUGAUGGAGACCGAAAUAAUUGUGGUCACUUUGAGGAAAAUCGCGGAAAAGUUGAGGAAAAUGGUGUGAUUAUUGGAUUAAUUGGUCCCCGACUUGAAAAAUCUAGGGUAAUGGAAUAUCGUGAGAUUGUCAUUAGUGAGGGACAAAACACCAGUUGCUAUGGAUACGGCCCGUCAGACGUGCCAACUUUGCAGCAGGAGUUUUUAAAAUUCUAUGGCGGUUUGAGUGAGACUUAUGACCAGAUUUUGGGCCAAAUCAAGUCGAACCCUGAGCGAUUUUUCGAAUUUAGAAAAAACAAAUAUUUCGAUCGGUUGAUGUACCAAAAAAGACUUGCUUUAUCGAUUGACACUCUUUUGAUAGAAGCCAACGAUCGAGCCAAACAAGAACACAAAAAGGCUUAUGUUCACGUCGUGGGCUUGGGUUUGGGUGUAUGGAAAAUAGCCAACCAACAAAACAAACUCUUUAUGGACACAUUUGCCCAACGACUCGAGCUACUUGAAUUAGAACACAUCAGUGACGUCCGUUUCGCCUACAUUCACGAAACUUCAGCGGGGAAAUACUCAAACGGUGACAAAGUCAAAGGAAUCACGCUACAUAUGAGUGAUAAAAAUCCCCAGGAGAAACUAGUAGGGGAAGAUGAGGGCAAACUGUUGGUAGUAUCGUAUCCCUGGGACGGUAAUGCGUUACCCGGCAACGAAUUUUGGACAGGGAGUUUGAACGGGAGUGGCGACCCUGCAGCAGCUUGCUCCACACAGGUGGCAGAACUGCACAAUUGGCAUAUCAACCCCAAAGCCAGUGCCAGGAAUUUGAGGGUUGCCACGUUCAAGGGGCUGUACACGUUUAAGGAGUACCAAGAGAUGCACAAAAACGACUAAUUGUUUGUUAUAUGAAUUUUAAUAAAAUCUUAACCUCA
Tribolium madens (black flour beetle) is the source of this 1581-nucleotide messenger RNA. RefSeq lists its product as uncharacterized. The coding region runs from base 95 to 1543 and encodes 482 amino acids. The record is from RefSeq and is a predicted model, not a curated record. NCBI's taxonomy places the organism in Eukaryota, Metazoa, Arthropoda, Insecta, Coleoptera, Tenebrionidae. The transcript has 3 exons.